AUGGCAGCGCCUGUGGCGAUCAGCAGCAAGGACGUGGAUGCCUUCCUGGCGUCGUGCGCGGCGUCGAGCGAGGCCGCGUACGGCGCCGCCGAGGCCGUGCUCCGGCGCCUCCAGGACCCCGCCUCCCGUGCCGGGGCGCGCCGCCUCCUCGGCGCCGUCCGACGCCACUUCGCCGAUGGGCAGGACGACGAAUGUGCCCGCACCUUCCACUUCCGAAUCCGCGACGUCCUCCUCGACCCCCACCUCCAAGAAAUUUAUCAACUGCUUCUAGGAUCCCAAAAAAGAAAGAAGCUAACAGUCAUGGAGAUUCCUAGCAUUUUCAUUUCUGAAGAUCGGCGCUUCGCUUUCUACGAGGGCCUCAAUCAGCUUCCAGAUCAUGUUUUCAGGGAUAAGACAGUUGCAGAGCUGGAAUGUGGCAAUGGUUGGAUAUCCAUUGCGCUUGCAGAAAAGUGGUCCCCUUUGAAGGUAUAUGGUCUGGAUGUUGACCCAAGGGUUAUCAAGAUUGCAUGGAUAAAUCUUUACUUGAAUGCACUAGAUGACGAUGGUCUCCCAAUCUAUGAUGGGGAGGGGAAAACAUUACUUGAUAGAGUUGAAUUCCAUGAGUCUGAUCUUCUUGCAUACUGUAGAAACAAUAAGACAGAACUUGAUUGCAUUGUUGGAUGCAUACCACAGAUUCUUAACCCCAACCCAGAGGCCAUGUCAAACAUUAUAACUGAAAAAUCAAGUGUUGAGUUCUUGUACUCCCUGAACAACUACUAUGAUCUUCAGAGUUUUGCUGAAAACCAAUUUGGCCUUGGGUUGAUUGCUCGGGCAGUUGAAGAAGGGAUAGCUAUCAUAAAGCCUAUGGGUAUUAUGAUAUUCAACAUGGGAGGCCGACCAGGUCAAAGCAUCUGCGAACGCAUAUUUCUUCGCCGUGGAUUACGCAUCAAUAAGCUCUGGCAAACAAAAAUUAUGCAGGCUAUCGACACAGAUAUUUCAGCUUUAGUUGAAAUUGAGAAAAUGUGCCCUCAUCGCUUCGAGUUUUUCAUUGAUCUUCAUGGGGAUCAACCUGUCUCUGCACGCACUGCCUUGGCAUACAUGAAAUCUGGUGGCCAUGUUUCACAUGCUUUCUACGUGUAUAGCUGUCAACUUCGCCAACCUAACCAGGUGAAGAAACUAUUUGAGAUUGUUAAAAAUGGAUUGCAUGAAGUCAGCAGCUCCCUCGAUUUAUCCUUUGAUGAUGAUUCUGUUGCCGCUGAAAAGAUGCCCUUCCUAGUACACCUAGCUAGUCUUCUGAAAGAUAAUAAGCCCAUUCCUUGUGAACCUCCAGCUGGAUGUUUAAACUUCCGGAAUCUUGUCGUGGAAUUUAUGGACUGCUACCACCACAUACCAUUAACUCCUGAUAAUGUUGUUGUAUUCCCUUCCCGCGAUGUGGCAAUAGAAUAUUCUCUUCGACUAUUCUCUCCAGCACUUGCAAUUGUUGAUGAACAUCUGACCAGGUACUUGCCCAAGCAAUGGUUAACAUCUUCAGCAAUUGAGGGGAGAGCAGAUUGUAACCAUGCUGAAGACGCGGUCACUGUAAUUGAAGCACCGGCCCAAUCAGAUUUGCUGAUUGAGUUGGUCAGGAAACUGAAGCCUCAGGUUGUUGUUACUGGCGUAGCUCAAUUUGAGGUUAUCACCAAUGCAGCUUUCGUGAACUUACUAAGCACAACGGAAGAUGUUGGUUCUCGCUUAUUCAUAGACAUUUCAGAGCAUCUGGAGUUAUCUAGUCUGCCAAGCUCUGAUGGCGUGUUGAAAUAUCUUGCUGGAAUCACCCUACCUUCGCAUGCAACUAUACUAUGUGGUCUUGUAAAAAAUCAGGUUUACUCUGGCAUGGAAGUUGGUUUUGCCAUUUCUGAGACAGCUGUAUGUAAGGCAUUAUCACAAACUAUUGAGCUAUUGGAAGGACACACUUCUGUGAUCAGCCAGCACUAUUAUGGCUGUCUUUUACAUGAGCUGCUGACGGUUCAAACCGGUGAUCGUCAUCCACAGCAAGAGAGACAACCUGCAGAAGUGAAACCUCAAAUGAUGAUAGGAUUUUCCAAUUCAGCUAGGUCUACCCUAGAAGAAGCUGAAUUUUUUGUUCCUGAUUCCAAGGAUUCUAGUGUCAUUCAUAUGGAUUUAGAUCGAAGCUUCUUGACAGUACCUUCUUCAGUGAACGCCUCCAUUUUUGAAAGUUUUGUGAGGCAGAACCUCACGGAUUCUGAAACUGAUGUUCAUUCUAGCAUUGAAAAGCUGGUGAGAGAUACCUAUGGUUUCCCAGGAGACGAUUGUCCCGACAUUGCAAAAGUCAGUUACCGUAAGGAAAUUAUGUGUGGCAGCACCUGUCUUGCACUCUUCAACAAGCUUGUCCUUUGUUGUAUGCAAGAACAAGGCACCUUCCUUUUCCCCUUUGGCACAAAUGGGCACUAUGUCAAACUGGCGAAGUUUUUGAAUGCAAAAACCUUGACAAUUCCAACAAAUGUAGAUUCAGGCUUCAAGAUUGAACCGAUGGCGUUAGACGCAGCUCUAGAGGAUGCAUAUGAGAACAAGAAUGUAACUCGGGCAUGGGUAUAUAUUUCAGGCCCUACAAUCAACCCUUCUGGUUUCCUGUACAGUGAUGGUGAGAUAAAAGAUCUGAUUUCCGUUUGUGCUCAACAUGCAGCUAGAGUAGUGAUAGAUAUCUCCUUCUCUGGUCGUGAGUUUCAAACUGAUGGCUGGAGUCGGUGGAAUUUGAGUAAUUUGUCUUAUGAUAUUUGUUUAUGCCCCCCACUCAGUUAUUUUAUGCUUGGAGAGCUGUCUCUUGAGCUGACCACAGGUGGGCUUGAAUUUGGAUUCCUGAUUUCGAGUAAGCCGUCUGAUGUGGAAGUUAGUUUCCGAAAUUUGAGUCAACCACAUAGCACACUGAAGUACACUUUCGGAAAACUGUUGGGUUUGAGUCAGCCGUAUAGAAUAAGCACACUGCACUACAAUUUGAGAGAACUGUUGGGUCGUAAGAACGAGUGGGAUGGGCCGUUCCCUAAUCCCAUCAUGGAGCAAAAGGAGAAACUAAAGAGUCGUGCCAACAAGUUGACAAAGACACUUGAGAGCUCUGGCUGGGAGGUCGCUGGCGGCCAUGGUGGUAUCUCGAUGCUGGCGAAGCCGACCGCCUACAUCGGCAGACCAUUCAAGACGGACGGGUUUGAAGGCGAGCUCGACGCCUGCAACAUCAGGGAAGCCAUUCUUAGAUCCACCGGUCUGUGCAUAAGCAGUAGCAAAUGGACCGGGAUACCAGACUACUGCAGGUUCAGCUUCGCUCUCGAGAGCAGCGAAUUCAACAGGGCAAUGGACUGUAUAGUUCAGUUCAGGGAGUUGGUUCUGGGAGAUGAUUAAUAAGUCAUAAAUACCGAGAUAGGGAUUAACUGCAUGGAGUGUAAAACCUGAAGAAAUGCAAUUAUCUUUUAUCUUUUAUUUGUCCUUCAAGCAUGGUAUUUUGU
This is a messenger RNA of Lolium rigidum, 3473 nucleotides long. Its product is annotated as methionine S-methyltransferase-like. Gene Ontology annotation, biological process: biosynthetic process. The transcript has 12 exons. Gene Ontology annotation, molecular function: pyridoxal phosphate binding; methyltransferase activity. The coding region runs from base 1 to 3369 and encodes 1122 amino acids. Lineage: Eukaryota; Viridiplantae; Streptophyta; Magnoliopsida; Poales; Poaceae. The record is from RefSeq and is a predicted model, not a curated record.